CACAGUCAGGGCGUGGAUGGAUACAAAUACUCAGGUUUAUUCCUUGGAGAGGAUUUUCUGAGUGAGCAAAAUUCCUAAGCCUUUGGUUCUAAGAAUUUUAAGGAGUCAUCAGAACAACAACAACAGCCACAAAAUCCCAAACUCAGAAACAAAACCCCUAAAUAAAUAGUUCCCUGCCUCAGGUCCUGGCAUAAUCAACCUAAACCCUAAAAUUCUGUUAGCUUCUCUGCUGAGUUUGAAACGGCUCUAACGAUUGGCCAACAGCUUUUCACGUUAGAGAAACAGAGGACAUCAUUGGCUAGAGUUAGCCAUCCGCCUGCCACCGGACCCUGGAAUGUUAGGCCAGUGGUUGCCAUAGCGACUGAACGGCGAGAGGCUAGACUGACUAGGUAGGAGCCAGCUCCUGUUGACGGGCCGGUCCUUGAGGUCGUGAGGAGGACUCGGCGUACUCCAUGGGACACCCACUGAGACCUCCGGACUCUGGGUGUUUAGAAGAAUGUGAGGCUGAGGUUUUCCUCAAAGGGAUUGAACAUGCCCCAGAGCUUAGUUAACAUGGACAGCAUUCUCCUGAAAGAUGAAGACCCUGGCAAACGGAUCAAGCAUGGCGACAAAGUACAGAAAGGUUUUACCGCUGCAUACCCAACCCAAGCCUCCAUUCCUUAUAAAUACAGAAUAUCAAUAAUCCCGGAAUCAGAAAAAAAGGGAUUUAACAGCCAAGCCAGGAGAUUCUAUCACAAAAAGGACGACGUCCCAGGCCCUGGGUUCUACAACGUCAUCCACCAGUCUCCAGUGUUCAACAAUGUCUCUCUUUCCAAGAGAGGAACCUGCACUUUUCCCUCCACGUGUGCCCGGCUGGGCAACAUCAUUUCUAAAUAUCCUGCUGCCAAUGCCUACACCAUCCCCUCAGAGUUGGUUUCCAAGAAGGACUUCAGCAAUUCCUGUUCCAGCAUGUUCCAGCUGCCAAGCUUCAUGAAAGUGGUCAAAUCGGAAACCCCUGCCCCAAACCAGUACCACGCCGCCAGCGCCAGCUGCAAACAGAGAAGCAAUCUCUCUGCUCGAGUUGGGUUUCUGUCAAAAACAGAAAGAGGAGUCUUCCCCUUGACCCGCUCGGCAGGGCCAGCUCCAGGGCAUUACAACGUCAAUGAAUCUUUGGUAAAGCAGUCACCAAAGAUCUUAGUGUCCUGCUUCAAAUCCAAAACUGGUCGUGGAUUAAAACUGACGUCAACAGGCCCGGGGCCUGGUUACUACAACCCCAAUGAACACACCAAGAUUCUGAAAAAGCCUCAUAUCCCGAAAGCCACAUACAAGCCAGAGAUCCCAGGGAAGCAGUCCUUCCUCUACAAUGAGGACAACAAAUGGAUCCCAGCCAUCUAGUGAUGCCACGGCAGCUGGCGGGAAGGCCCCUCCAGCCAGGCCCCCGACCCUGCUCCCCUGGACAUCCAUCAGCAGAACACACCUUUCCUCUGUCACCCAGCCCGGGGUCACAUACUGUCUGGAGCUGCCUUCUGGAGACUGGCCACCCCUGCCCCUCCCAUGCGUUCGUUCCUGAACAGAAAGGAGGAGCAGGCAGAGUUCUCUGGCUACCUCUAUGUCAGCCUCCAAGCUGGUUUGGGUGACUCUCCUCCCCAGAGUUAAGGGAUCUUGAAGUAUGGACUCUGAUGUGGCGCCCCGGCCUCCUGCCAAGACAGCCUGUGGUGAAUUCCUUGCUUAGAAGCCAGUCAGCCAGGGAUCCGAGGCCUGGUCCAUGGGUCCUGACUUCCAAUUGCCCUUGACUUCUGGGAGGCAGGAGGCUUGGAGAUGCCUGCAACAGAAACACAGGGAUGUUCCCUGGGCAACCCUGCCCUAGCUAUGACUUGUUAUCACACAGUAAGAACAUGGAAACCGGUCAUGAAUCACUCAUCAACCAUGGACUUGAAGGCUCUGUAUUCAUCAGCAGGCAAGGCAGGACCCAGCUGGAGCUGGAGGCCUGGAACCCCAGGGCAGGGAGGACCUGUGUCCCUUCCUCCAUGUUCUCACUUCCCCAACCUUGCCUCGCCUUCCUGACUUCCCACUCCAGUUCUGAGAAAGCAUCAGUUUCUAAGUUGGACCGUGUCUCUAACAGACCCCAGCAAUGGCUAGAGGAAGAGCUGACCAAGAACCGAGACGAAAUUAAACUGACCACACAUCUUCUCUUUCCCCAGGUGUUGAUAAUGUCUGCCACUUUUCUAGAUGGAAUCCUCCUGGGCUCCCUUCCCUCCUCCAGCCCCUGAUCCUCUUCCAGGAUGCCUGGGCCUCUUGCUUCCCAGGGCCCCUUCCUUGAAGUUCUCCGGGAACUGUGCAUCCUGGGCCUCCCAUCCAGACUGGCUUCUUGAUCGGCUUUUCUCUUGGGGUUGGGGCGGGGCAUGAGGAAGAGGGAGAGAAGGGAUGAAGAAACUUAUCCAAUUAAAUGGAAUUAUUGCUUCUCACAGA
Molecule: messenger RNA, 2448 nt
Organism: Peromyscus leucopus (white-footed mouse)
Lineage: Eukaryota; Metazoa; Chordata; Mammalia; Rodentia; Cricetidae
Gene: Stpg1
Product: sperm tail PG-rich repeat containing 1
Exons: 9
Coding region: 532-1374 (280 amino acids)
Biological process (GO): epigenetic programing of male pronucleus
Cellular component (GO): male pronucleus; germinal vesicle; female pronucleus
Molecular function (GO): histone binding; chromatin binding
Source: RefSeq, a predicted model, not a curated record